GUUUGGAUUUCUGGUUGGUUGAUCGGUUCAUAGCAGCGGCAAUCAAUCGUCUUUUGCUUCAAACGUUGAGGGGUUUCAAUAGCUGUUUUCAGAAAAAUCUGUUGAAGCUUCGGGCCCCAAAAUGGGGUGUUUCACAGUCUUAAAGGGUAAGAAGAAGAAAUCUAAGAAUUCGAUUUGCAUUAAACGUGUGAACCCUCAGGAGGUUAUUCCUACUGCACUCCCUGAACCACAAAUGCAAAGUCGGAUGCUUCAGUCUGCUCCUCCAAGCUUAAAAACAAGACCCACAGCUGUCCAACCUGCAAACAGUGUCUCCAAUAGUAAAACCCGUGUAUUUUCUGCUCCUUUGAGCUUAAUUGUGGCAGAAAGAGAUGCACUCUCAUCUAUUGAAAAUGAUGAAGAAGAAGAAUUGAAAGGCCGAGUUGGGUUGCCAAAGGAACAAAGGGCUCCAAGCCCACAGCCUCUGCCUCUUCCGUCGCCUCAAAGUUCCGCUUUGUUGAAGACUAUGGAAAGCUUCAAAUCAGGGAACAUCAGUGGACUUCUCGCUAUCAGUGGACCUCUCGCUGCUUCUGGUCCUUUACCUCUACCUCCUUUGGCACUCCGCAACUUCUCAUAUGAAGAGAUUGCAUCUGCAUGCCAGUAUUUCUCACCAGUUCGAUGCAUGUCAGAAGGCUUUUCUUCCAAAAUUUACAGGGCUUCUUUUGGAGAAGAUUCUUCAAGUUCCAAGAAGCUUGAAGCCACUGUUGUCCUCCUCCUUCCAUCCAGUCAGGGUUUCAAAGAAUUUGUACAUGAGGUCAAUACUCUUUCUUCUUUGCAACAUCCCCAGCUCUGUAAAUUGAUCGGUUUUCAUUCUCGUGAGGGUUCAGAACAACGAAUGUUGGUUUAUGAGAGACUAUUCCAUGGAAGUUUGGACAGGCUGCUUUAUGGGAGAUCUGAUGGCCCACCAAUUGACUGGAAUGCCAGGAUGAAAGUGGCUUUAUGUGCUGCAGAAGGUCUUGCAUUUUUGCACGAAGAAGGACCAUUUCAGGCAAUGUACAAUGAGUUCUCGACUGCCAAUAUACAGGUUGACAAAGAUUUUAGUUCAAAGCUUUCAGGCUAUGGUUGUGUUAGCCAUAAUCCAGGGGUGGAAAUAUCGGAUACUUCACCAGCAUUGGCUAGUGUUUCAGUGGAGAUAUUGGAGGGACGACUUCUCACUCCAAAGAGCAAUGUGUGGAGUUUUGGGAUCGUGCUUCUUGAAUUACUAACUGGUCGAAAGAAUCUUGAUAGCCGCCACCCCAAAGGAGAAAAGAACAUAGUUAAGUGGAGUCGACCUUACCUAGCUGAUGAUAGCCGAUUAUCCCUGAUCAUGGAUCCACAGUUGAAAGGGCGUUUCCCACCUCGAGCAGCCCGAACUGUGGCUGACAUUGCUCUUAGAUGCCUCCAGACGGACCCAUCAGAAAGACCCACCAUGAGAGCCAUUGUCGAAACUCUUAAAGACAUCCAAGACAUGAAGUAUCCCUGUUUGUUUCCUCUUCAAGAACCUAAGGUGAUACACAAAAAGUUGAUGUCAAGGUCUCCGAGUCUCGAUCGCAUUGUUACCCCGCCUCCCAAAUUAAGUUUCUUGCCUUCUCCUCCCUCAAGAUCUCAACCAUCUUUUUCUCCUUCAGUACAUCAUUCGAUGCCCCUUUCCCGUCCUCAAACUUGUUCACCCAUAAUCUCUAUGGAAGAUAUUGUUGCCCAGGAAGGUCGGAAAUCGGCAUCAUCAGUGGUUCGAAGAGCUGGAGUUGAAGGUUUUUGAUUGUCAAUAAUGCAUAUAUAGUUUUUUCCUUC
Molecule: messenger RNA, 1806 nt
Organism: Telopea speciosissima
Lineage: Eukaryota; Viridiplantae; Streptophyta; Magnoliopsida; Proteales; Proteaceae
Product: probable serine/threonine-protein kinase PBL11
Exons: 5
Coding region: 122-1774 (550 amino acids)
Biological process (GO): protein phosphorylation
Molecular function (GO): ATP binding; protein kinase activity
Source: RefSeq, a predicted model, not a curated record